AGCAUGAUGUCCUAAAAACGCGCCAGGCCCACCCUCGGGGCUGACGGACCACCACACGACAUAUGUAAUAAAUCGGAAAUGAAAUUAGAUCCGGAUAUUAUCGCCUAUUUCUCGGGGCGACGGCAGCCAAUCAGUGACGAGUACUUUCGCCUUUCCUCCCUCCAAUUCAGCAGCUGAAUCAUUUGUAUCGGUGGUGUUUGUGUCUUCGAGAAGUCCUGCUGUUUUUAAGGUGUAAAUGGUACAAAAUGGACCAGGAGGCCGACAAAACGGACGGACAUACAUCCCGUGACAAAUCUGUCGUUCGGAUGACCGGACGGAAGCUGCUGCGGACGCCCAAAUGCGCCCGCUGUCGAAACCAUGGAGUUGUGUCGUGUCUGAAAGGUCACAAGCGGUUCUGUAGGUGGCGCGACUGUCAGUGUCCGAACUGCCUCCUGGUGGUGGAACGUCAACGUGUGAUGGCAGCACAGGUGGCGCUGAGGAGACACCAAGCCUCGGAGAUGACAAUCACUUUGAAGGACAAAGUAAAAACGGCAACUCAGAUACUCCAACACCGGAAGCUGUUACAGCGCAAUCUCAGAAGUCUACAACAACAAUCAGUGUCACGUGAUGUCCUCACAAAAUACAAAACAAAACCAGCUGUUUACAACUCGGAUGGAAAACACCUGCCGCCUAUAUUCAACGAACGCAUGCGCAAACGAAGAUGUUUUGCCGAUAAAGAGCUUGAACUUGCGAUGUUUGAACGCGAGAGACAAAAUGAAAUAUUACAAACGAAAGUGAAUGUUGGCAAUCCCUUAGGGAACGGAAGUUCUCUAACAGGACUUGUCGGGACGGAUAUUUCGGAUAUGACAACAGUGUUUCCCAGUGUCCCACGUGACUUCCUGCAACAAAUAUUUCCCUUCCACAGCUCAAGUGUGUUAGAAUUAGUCUGGCAGGGUUGUCAAGGAAAUCUGCAAAAAGCAAUUCAACAAAUCGCCUGUAAUGUACCAUCCAUCCCAUCUGGUCUUUCGUCACUUCCGGUACCGGAAGUUAUUCACCGGAACGUGUUUUCUUACGUCAAAGAUUCGCACUACAUGGGACUAGAGCACAUAAAGGAACCGGAAGUCGACGUCUACGACGGUGGUCAGUCCAUCAGGAAGCAACAUAGAGAGGCGGGUUGUAACGUACCCAAAACUGACGUAUCUCUUUCAGAAUCAAAAGUUACGAAUGUGAAAAAGACCUUAGGAGGUGACUCUCGCGAGACAGUUGUUCCCAAAACUGCUAGGCUCAAGUUUUCUGUUGCCGCAAUUAUUGGAGAAUUAUGAAUUCGUGUUUCCACUUUUUCUGGAUUUCUCUGUGUGUGAAACAAAGUGUUGGAGUUUUGUGUGUGUGUAUGUGUGUUUUUGUUUACGACCUUCUUUGAAAAGUAACAGUUUACACUUAAUCAAACACACAGCGACUGUGUAAAUAUUGCAUGUGAGGUUCCACGAGUUUCUGUAUUUUACCUACUGUUAUUAUUCGUACAGUACAUAAUAAAGUUGACAGCAUAUAU
This is a messenger RNA of Pecten maximus, 1528 nucleotides long. Its product is annotated as doublesex- and mab-3-related transcription factor A2-like. The record is from RefSeq and is a predicted model, not a curated record. Gene Ontology annotation, cellular component: nucleus. The transcript is spliced from 4 exons. Lineage: Eukaryota; Metazoa; Mollusca; Bivalvia; Pectinida; Pectinidae. Gene Ontology annotation, molecular function: DNA-binding transcription factor activity, RNA polymerase II-specific; RNA polymerase II cis-regulatory region sequence-specific DNA binding. Gene Ontology annotation, biological process: sex differentiation; regulation of transcription by RNA polymerase II. Bases 246 to 1301 code for a protein of 351 amino acids.